AUGCUUAAUAAUGAGAAGCUGCCGACUCGUCGCAGGAAAAUGAAAGGGGGCGGUCGCGAGGAGGAGCCGACCAACGCGGUGGAAGAUGUGCAGGGCGUCCGUACUGAACGCACUUGCUGUUGCCUCGGCGUGUUGGUGGGCGUCUCUCUCAUCGCCGCCCUCGUUGCAGUGAUCCUAAUGAAGGACAAAACCGUCGAGGUAACAGUGCUCCGGCAGGUUCACGUGCUCAUGUCACACGGCGAGCGCACGCCAAGCGAACGUGAGCUGGCGAUGCUGGGUGCUUCCCCGCCUGAACAUGUCUUCGCACCUUACGGUGCUGGGGCAUUGACUAACGAAGGGAAGAUGGCAACUUUUGAAAUGGGCGCAUUACUUAGAAAAAGAUACAAUGAAUUUUUAGGACCUCAUUACGACGAUGAGAAACAUUUGGUGAUAACUUCAGACACAGAUCUCAGCAAAGUGAGUGCACUACUGAUAUCAGCAGGCCUGUGGCCGCCGCCGAUUGAGCAAAUGUGGAAUGACACCAUGGAUUGGCAACCGGUGCCUUAUUCUUAUCCUCCGCAGGACCAGGAUUUCGUAAGUGGCUUUCAUUAG
Messenger RNA from Parnassius apollo (apollo), 591 nucleotides. The record is from the annotation of a GenBank genome assembly. NCBI's taxonomy places the organism in Eukaryota, Metazoa, Arthropoda, Insecta, Lepidoptera, Papilionidae.